Hippocampus zosterae (dwarf seahorse) is the source of this 2996-nucleotide messenger RNA. RefSeq names its product upstream binding transcription factor, like (gene ubtfl). The record is from RefSeq and is a predicted model, not a curated record. Lineage: Eukaryota; Metazoa; Chordata; Actinopteri; Syngnathiformes; Syngnathidae. The transcript is spliced from 20 exons. Bases 739 to 2877 code for a protein of 712 amino acids.
GACGAAAGCUGUGGUGACAUCCGAGGGGUUGAUUUCACGCAACAUUCUCGUCUACUUUCGCCUUGUCCACGGUUGUAGUUUGUACUUUGAUACUUUGAUGUGCCGGCGGCUCGGAGAGCGGAAGCCGGAUAGGACAGCCCGGAGGCCGGAGAGCCGGGAGGCCAGCAGGCGGGCAGGGAGGCUGAGGCAUGCAAGCGCAGGCGGCCGGUGUGUUUCCCCGCAUCGGGGAGAUGGCACUCGAAUGCGAAGGUCCCGGAGGUCCGAGGUCCCACUGGUCCUCGGGAUGGCCGACGCUGUCAUCGGUCUUACCGGACUGGAGCCUACAAGCGAGCGGCCGUCACCGAGUGUCUUCGUCGCGCAAGCCCUGCCGGUCGGCGCUCGCCAUGGGGCCCAAAAGUUGCCUUUUUGUUGAAAUGAAAAGGAAACAAGUUCCAAAGUGCUGCGAGGGCACUCGAGCGGGUAUGGAGUCGGUAGCGCGCGCUGCCUUUCUCCGCCUCGUCUUCAUGUUUGGCCGCGGAGGUCCUCCCCCUGCGGCGCUGGGCGGAGUUUCAUCCCGGACCAGACGCUCCUUUUGUCGGAUCGCUUUCGACCUGACUCCCCGGGGCUUCGGGCACAAAGAAAGGCCACUUUGGAUGCGAACGCGGCCACUGAAUCACCACACAGUGUCGACGAGCGUGCAGAGUUGCCACCGGAACCGCGAGUGGAGGAGGUGGAGUCAUCUGUACCAGACGCUGUGCAAUGAACGGCAGCGGCGGCGUCUCUGCGCCUCCGAGUGGCAGACUGAAGAUCAUCACAGACGAAUGGCGUCAGGAGGAUUGUCUGACCCUGCUGGAGAGAAUUCGCAGCCUCCUUCCUGACAGCGACGCCAUGAAGUACAAAACCACAGAGUCACACUUCGACUGGGACAAAGUCGGCUUUGGAAGCUUCACAGGAGAAAUGUGUCGGCAGAAGUGGAGCAAAGUGUCCACUGAGGUGCGCAAGUACAGAACCAUGACAGAGCUCAUCUUGGAUGCCAUUGAGUUUGUGAAAAAUCCUUACAAAGGCAAGAAGCUCAAGACUCAUCCCGAUUUCCCCAAGAAGCCCUUGACGCCGUACUUCCGCUUUUUCAUGGAGAAACGAGCCAAGUAUGCCAAAAUCCACCCGGAGAUGAGCAACUUGGACCUGACCAAGAUUCUGUCCAAGAAGUACAAGGAGCUGCCCGAAAAGAAGAAGCAAAAAUACGUGGCAGAGUUCCAGAACGAGAAAGAAGCAUUUGAGAAGAACAUGGCUCGAUUCAAACAUGAUCAUCCCGAGCUGAUGGAGGAGAGGAAAAAGUCCGACCUACCCGAGAAACCCAAAACUCCUCAGCAGCUUUGGUACAACCAUGAGAAGAAGACCUACAUGAAGAUGCACCCUGAGGUCAGUCCAAAGGAGCUGAAGGAGGUGUUGAGGAGACAAUGGUCACAGCUGUCAGACAAGCGAAGACUCAAGUGGAUCAGCAAAGCUUUGGAGCUCCAGAAGGAAUACGAGGACAGCAUGCGAGCAUAUCACGAAGCUCACCCAGACGUCAGCUCGGACGAUCAUGUCCGCUCCGUCCUCACCAAAGCAGAAAGACAACUCAAGGACAAAUUUGAUGGACGGCCAACUAAACCCCCUCCUAACGGCUACUCGCUAUAUUGCGCCGAGCUGAUGGUGAACAUGAAGGAUGUGCCAAGCACAGAGCGCAUGGUUUUGUGCAGCAAACGCUGGAAGAUGAUGACCCAGAAGGAGAAGGACAUGUUUCAGAAGCGCUGCGAGCAGAGGAAGAAGCAAUAUGACGUGGACCUGCAGCGGUUUCUGGAGAGCCUUCCCGAAGAGGAACGAGACCGAGUUGUAAGCGAAGAGAAACUGGGUGGAUCUCGGGUUCCGGUUGGCGCCGUCUCCAGUCCGCACAGGGCCAAGUCACCACCCGUCAAGGAGGAUGAGCCUGAGCUUUGGGCCCCACAGGGUGCCAGGGAGCGGCGCGACUCCAAGAAGAGCGGCAAGCUUCCCGAGACCCCCAAGACAGCCGAGGAAAUGUGGCAGCACAGCGUCGCCGGGGACUUUCUGAGCAAAUGCAGAAGCGACCGCAGGCGAGCGCAAACGGCCAUGGAGGACACGUGGAAGUCCAUGGAGAAGAAGGAGAAGAUCCCCUGGAUAAAGAAGGCAGCUGAGGACCAGAAGAGAUACGAGAGCACUAGGAAGGGCAGCCGUGGCGUCACACCAGCUGAUGAUGUCACGCUUUGUCACAUCACACAGAGGGAGCUGUUGGACAGGAGGCCGAGUCAAAAGAAGCCCAAGUUUGACGGAGAACCAAAGAAACCUCCGGUGAGCGGCUAUCAAAUGUUCUCUCAGGAGCUCCUGACCAACGGGGAGCUGAACCACUUCAGCCUGAAGGAGCGAAUGGUGGAGAUUGGCAAACGCUGGCACACGCUGACUGCAAACCAGAAAGACGCCUACAAGAAACACGUGGACGCCACACAGGCGCGAUACCGUGCGCUGCUGGAGGCGUGGCUUAAGUCUUUGUCUUCGCAGGAUCGCGCCGCCUAUAAGGAAUUCUCCUCCUCGAAGCGUCGCAAUACGUCAAAAGCGAGCAGUAGCCCACCCUCUAAAGUGCUGGUAACGGCCAAGGGCAAAGCGACGGCCUCCAAGAUGGCGCCCCCUGCCGUGGCCAAGCGGGCGAUGGCAUACCGAGCCAAGCAGGAUGUGGUGUCCGACUCUGAAGACGAUAAGAGCGACUCGUCGGAUGACGACGAUGACGAGGAUGAGGAAGAAGAAGAGGAAGAGGAAGAUGAGACAUCUGGAAGCAGUGACAGCGAAGACGAGCAAGAUGAGGAUGAAGAUCAGACGUCUUCUGACCAAUCCAGUGACUCAGACUAGCUCCGGCUCCUCGUUGGGAUGGGGCUGUUUUGAUGAGACAGGUGGGUGGGGUUUGUACAGGAAUGGGAAGGUGUGUGCCUGAAAAAUGGGAUUAAGAAAUAAAAGCACUUUUUUCCUUU